CACGGAAGCAAACCCUAUCUGAGACCACCUCCCACUGAUUGUCGAUUCCCGAACAACAACGCGUACAGGCAUCAUCCCGGCAUUAAACUAUGCUGUAUCAGUCGGUUGUUAUGAGCUGAUCCAUGUAUCGCGAUCGAAUCCCAAGCGUGUACACGAGGCCGGGGAUCGAUUCGUGACGGGCCAGUGAAGUGGGCCAGAUUUCGCCAGGAAUAUAAUACCGCCCAAGUCAAGCCUAGUCAAGAAAUCCGGUCCGAUUCAACCACGCUCCACCGCACAGCGCUCAGGGCUACAGGUCCCCGACGACGAUUGUCAGAUCACGCGAUGCCAGUGUCUUUUGUUGUGUGUGUGUGUCUUUGAGAUGCACUCUACGAAGUUUCGGUUGGCCCAAGAGGUAUGCUCGUAGUUCCCGCGAUGCUGACAAAGCGAUUCGCUCUCAGCUUCUCCCAAGUAUUCUACGGCACGCAUGACGUCAAUUCUUUCUGUCCUCAUCGCGACAAGAAACCCAAUUGCCGAUCGGCUGCAGAGUGCCUAGAGACUUGGAAAUGUGAAUAUUGUGAAGCACCUGUAGGGUUGCAUUUGGAAAUGGGAUUUCGAAACACGGUCAUUUCGUUUUUGUACAUUUCUUUCUUGUUGUUAGGACACUCAGUGAGCAUGUACCAGUCACGAGGAGCAGAUAGUAUCCUUUAAUCAUGUCCUUCUUUCGUCACAAUUCAUGAUCCUGGGCCUCGUCGAGCCAAGUCAAGUUGCAUUCCCUUGAGCGGCAUUCUCAUUCGCGGGUAUGGUACAAUUCUGUACCAUACUGCCCACCGGAUGAUUGAUUGCCAAAUACGCAAGGAAUUAAAGUGGCUGCCAACAUCCGCUGCAAGGCCAUGAUCUGCCAGCCGAGAGUGCGGGAGAUGAAAAUGCAGCAGACAAAAGGAAAGAACAGACUUUUCUAUUUUGCCCCACAUGUUCAGGUCUUAAUUCUCUGCCUGAGGCUUGGUGAGGCCUGGGAGGAGGGAGGGGGGAGGAGUUUGGGGGCGGGCAAAGAAUGGCUCGAAGCAAGUGAGAGUGUUCAUGACUCGUGAGGACGAGGGAGGUGCCAUGGAUGUAUAUACGCCAGCCAACUCGAUGUAAAGCCUGGAAAGUGUGGCGGAUUGGAUUGGAUUGGAGGAAGGGCGAACAGUAAAUACCGGUAUGGCGAGAGAGAGGAUCGAAGGGCGGCCAUGCCGAAACUACUCGAACUUCGAAGAAAGCUCCCCGUUCGACGGGAAACCGGUACGUGUAUAAUUCAGAGGAGCCCGACAUAAUACGACAGUAACUUCCGCCGUACAGGAAGGCAGCUUCGGUUGCAGGGGAGGGUGAGGGUGAUGGGGCGAUGGCGAUGGCGAUGGCCCGAAUGCAAUCUUCAUGCGAAGGCCAGAAGUCAAAGCGCGCAUCGAGAGGACGUGCCGUGUUGCAUAAGGAGUCUACGGUUCGUAUGUGGACGGCCUCGACCCGAACACGUAUAGAUAAGGCAGCGAGGGGUUCAGACCAGACCAGGUGUUAUCGGAACGCGACCGAAUAAAAUAUUGCUGGUCUGCGCAAUUGGGAACAGUACAAGAAAGAUACGAAGAAUUUCUGGCUGCCUUGGUGGUCCAGAUCUGAUUUCUAGGGUUUGCUUUCGCCCAUUAUAUCCCAGAUCUUAUGACAACAGUGCUGCUGGAUUAAACCAUAUGCGACGAGCGCGCUCUGAAGGUACAGAUCGAUCGCGAUUUCUUUUCCCACCCCCCAGCCAGUGCCCUACCGCUAGACUUUUGGGCCUUAGGGUUGCACUUUCACCGCUCGCUCGCCUCGCCAUUGGGUGCUUGUGGUUGUUUUCCACGGAGGGUGCCUCGUGGAAAAGCUCGACAUGGUGGGCCACCAUCACUGCAGGCAGAUCUUAGAAUUAGAAAUACGAUGGACUUCAACUUAUUCCCAUGGCGAGUUCUGCAUCCCAGAGAGUACCCCAGGGAGGUGAAAGAAAUCGGCACCUGAAGAAAUGUAAGAAAGGGUGGAUUGCAUUUCACUUGCCCGCCCGCCCGCCACCGGAUUGCUCGAUUCCCUUCGUUGGUAGUGCUUUUUGGCUCACAGCAGCCAGAUCACCUGGCUUUGCGCUCAGGUCACGUCGUAGGUUUGUUUAUAGCCCAGUCAUUUGAGACUUUCACGCACAUUCUUGAUUCGUUUUGCAUUCAAAGGAAUCAUAUUUCAGAUCCUCUCUCUCUCUCUCUCUCUCUCUUCCUCUUUCUUCAGAUCCCAUCCUUUACUGUGAGAGCUGGAGCUUUUACUUCACCCAAAUCAUCCAGCUAAUGACAUGGGAACACACUCCAACCUCAUUCACAGCAGACAAGAAUUACGGAGGUGGAGAUUUGAAAUUGGGCCACAAUAAAGGUAUGUCUACUGGGGGGCAUAUCAUCCAAAGGGAGAAGCUUGGACCGAUGGAGAGCACCGCAAGUUCAACUAUCGAGAGAUCACGUAAACAAAUCUUUAUGGGAGAUCCUUUACGUAUGACAAUAUACCACUCCAACACCAAAAUGAGAGGACUUCUGAAGUAGUCAGGACUUUAAACCGCUUGCACAAGCUCCCGAGAAGACACUCCAAGAUUGAAGAGACUUGCAUCUUAUCUCUUCGUUUCAAUGAUCGAAAUGGUUCGACAUGUUCUCCCCAUGUCCAAAGUACGAGAUUAGUUUCGGACCUGGAGCUCUUGGUAUCGUAUUAUUAUUUGUUGCAAGCACAAUUGGUUUGUUGACUGACACUUUGUCCACUAAAGCCACACAAACACAGUUGCUGAUGAUGUGAGCCUUCAUAUUCAAGUGUCAUAGAUCUUUCUGUGAUACCCAAGAUUCUCUUGAC
Marchantia polymorpha subsp. ruderalis is the source of this 2850-nucleotide messenger RNA. NCBI's taxonomy places the organism in Eukaryota, Viridiplantae, Streptophyta, Marchantiopsida, Marchantiales, Marchantiaceae. The record is from the annotation of a GenBank genome assembly.